Messenger RNA from Heterobasidion irregulare TC 32-1, 1215 nucleotides. RefSeq lists its product as uncharacterized. Lineage: Eukaryota; Fungi; Basidiomycota; Agaricomycetes; Russulales; Bondarzewiaceae. Gene Ontology annotation, biological process: FAD biosynthetic process. Gene Ontology annotation, molecular function: FMN adenylyltransferase activity. The record is from RefSeq and is a predicted model, not a curated record. The transcript has 6 exons. Bases 1 to 1215 code for a protein of 404 amino acids.
AUGGAUGCUGCGGCCAUUGCGCGUGAUAUAUAUGCCCUCGCAUCCUCCAAUGAGCCUAUCGCGCCUCUCGUGAGCGAGGCGCUGAAGGUCAUAGACGACGCGCUCGACAGCUUCGGAUUGGAGAAACUGUCACUCAGUUUCAACGGAGGGAAAGACUGCACUGUCCUCCUACACCUUUACGCUGGUGCCCUCGCCCGGCGCAAUUCGUCUGUCAAUUUGCAGGCAGUCAGGUCACUCUACAUACCGCUCCCGUCACCCUUCCCCGCACUCGAAGACUUCAUCGAAGACGCCGCGCGUGCAUAUAGCUUAGAUAUCUUCCGAUGCGUUCCUCCCGCUGAGGGCGAAUUUCCUGUCCGGAGGGUUGUUCCGAGUGUGAAUGAAGGAGGACCGGUCCCUGAAUCACAGGGAGUGACAGGAAGCAAGGCCAAGGUGAAGGGAGGGGAGGGCAUGAAGAUGGCGUUACAGAUAUAUAAAGAACGAUUCCCAGUGAUUGAAGGUAUCUUGGUCGGAACGAGGAGAAAUGACCCACAUGGAGCUACGCUUACAUUCCGUGACCAGACUGAUUCUGACUGGCCACGGUUCCAGCGGAUACACCCAAUCAUCAACUGGAGCUACACAGACGUCUGGACAUUCCUUCGACGUCUUGACAUUCCUUAUUGCAAACUCUACGACGAAGGAUACACCUCCCUCGGGUCGACCUAUAACACUUUCCGCAAUCCCGCUUUACGUGUCCCCUCUUCGGAGCCUGCAUCCGCGAAUGGGAUCGCAAAAGCCUCUGGAUCCCUCCCUUCGAUAUCCGGCCUGACAAUCCUCUCCUCGGACCCGUGCACGACAUGUGUCGGCGAUUGCAACUGCGGGCCCUCUGCAUCCAGCGCACAUAAUAUACCAGAAGGGCUCACGCUGCUCGCCGCGGACGCCAGUAUGACAUGCACAGCUGACGACGUUGAUGCUCAAUCAUCUUGCGGUGUACCGAGUAACGGAAACCUGGAAAUGAUAAACGGCGGUCCCGCAUCUGCGCCGGCAGAAGCCGACGCGGUGCAGAUCCGUGCGAAGGGCAACAAUGUCGCAGGCCUCGUCUUACUCGCUGCGAAUGAUGGGGCAACAUGUUAUAUGGUUUCUGACGAGCGGGACAGUGCGGAGCAGUAUCGGCCUGCGUAUGAGCUAUUGGACGGCUCGUUUGAGCGUGCAGGGAGGGGUCAGCCGGUGUCGGUUUGA